Messenger RNA from Eublepharis macularius, 2287 nucleotides. RefSeq names its product zinc finger protein 239-like. The record is from RefSeq and is a predicted model, not a curated record. Lineage: Eukaryota; Metazoa; Chordata; Lepidosauria; Squamata; Eublepharidae. The transcript has a single exon. Bases 25 to 1116 code for a protein of 363 amino acids.
AAGUCGGCAACUGAAUAUCCAGUGAUGGAGAGAGAACACACGUAUUCAGAUGUGGAAGAGAACAUUGAAUAUUGUGAUACAUUGAGCGCGGUGGAGGGAACAAACCCACUUAAUGAGAGGGAAAAUUGUGAUGUCUUCCAAAGGGACAGUUUUCAAGAAAUCCUACCCCUUCAGAAAAUAUCCAAAGGAGACAAUAGAGAAGAGUGCCCUGGAAGUGCAGAAGGACUUUCUGAAACAGCAGAUACGACUAUGCAUUGGAACACCCAUAAUACAAAGAGAGCAUUUAAAUGCCUGGAAUGUGGAAAAACCUUUGGAUGGAAACAAACUCUAACUUCCCAUCAAAGAAUUCACACAGGGGAGAAACCCUACAAAUGCCUGGAGUGUGGAAAAAACUUCAGCGAGAGUGGACAGCUUACUGCCCACCGAAGAAUUCACACAGGGGAGAAACCAUACAAAUGCCUGGAGUGUGGAAAAGGCUUCACUCAGAAUGGAAGCCUUACUGCCCACCGUAGAAUUCACACAGGGGAGAAACCUUAUAAAUGCCAGGAGUGUGGAAAAUGUUUCAAUUCGAGUGGAGAACUUACUGUCCACCGAAGAAUUCACACAGGGGAGAAGCCAUAUAAGUGUCUAGAAUGUGGGAAAGGCUUUAAAUGGAACAGUAAUCUAUUAACCCAUGUGAAAAUCCACACAGGGGAGAAACCAUACAAAUGCCUGGAGUGUGGAAAAAGCUUCAGACGGAGUGAACAUCUUACCGCCCACCGAAGAAUUCAUACAGGGGAGAAACCAUACAAAUGCCUGGAGUGUGGAAAAAGCUUCACUAACAAUGGAAAUCUUACUGCCCACCGAAGAAUUCAUACAGGGGAGAAACCAUAUAAAUGCCUGGAGUGUGGAAAAAGCUUCAGUGAUGGUGGAAGCCUUACUACCCACCGAAGAAUUCAUACAGGGGAGAAGCCAUACACAUGUCUAAAAUGUGGGAAAGGCUUUAAACGGAGAAAUGAACUAGCUUCCCAUGAAAGAAUCCACACAAGGGAGAAACCAUAUACAUGCCUGCAGUGUGGGAGCAGGUUCAGUCGCAAGCCAGCCCUUACUACCCAUCAAAAAAUAGUUCACAGAUGAGAGAACCAUACAAAUGCCUGGAUUGUGGGGAAAAAGUCAGAAUGCAAAACUUACUCUCCAUCAAAGAAGUCACACAGGAGAGAAAAAUAUAAAUGCCUGCAGUGGGGAAAAAGUUUCAGACUCAGUUUGGUUCUUUCUUACCAUCAAAGAAUCCACACAGGGGAGAAACCAUGUCAGUGCCUGGAGUGUGGGAAAAGCUUCAGAUACAGUGCAGCACUUUCUUCCCAUCAUAGAAUCCAUACAGGGGGAAAGAUAUAUAAAUGCCUUGAGUGUGAAAAGAGCUACUCUUCGAACAGCGAACUUGCUAAACAUCAGAGGAGUCACACAGAUGAGAAAUCAUAUAAAUGGCUGGAGUGUGGGAGAAGCUUCAGUCAAAGUCCAGCCCUUACUGGCCAUCAAAAAAUAGUUCACAAAUCAUCUCUGCUUUCAAAUCCAUGAAAUCUUUUGUCAUUUUAUUCUCCAGCAAGUCCAAUUUACUGCAAAGAGCAUCGCACAUCUUUUGAAUCAUAUCUGGUGCUAGUGAAUGAUCCAGGGAGUAUUUUCGCCGUGUACCUUGACCCAUCUUUUAUUAAUUUAGCCAAUUAAAAUCAAAAUUUUAACAUUCAGAUUCAUAGAAGAAAAAUAAUUGAAACGCAGUACUUGGCACUAUUAGAUCAAAGUAUUAUAAUAAAAAAAAUUCAAGUUGAAACCUGAGACUUGGGAAUGAUGGAUAGCCCAAUGGAUAGCCCAUUGGAAAGAAGUUUUGGAGCUUUGUUCUUAUAUAUGAUCACAGCAGCAAGAGUAUUGUACGCACAAAAAUGGAAAACUCCAACAUUGCUCACAAUGGUGGAUAAAAGUUUUGGAGUUUGCAUCAAUGGCAAAACUCACUUCAUUGAUUAGAGAAAAAACAUUAUCUACAUUUUAGGCUGAAUGGAGCCAUUUACAGACUUUUUACAUGAAAUUAAUAAUAAUGAUUUGAUGAUAUCUGGAUUUAUGGAUUAAGACUCAUGAACGAUAAAAAGGGGGCACUUAUGCUUAACAUAGAAUAAGAGAGUUUUUGAAAACAGUAUAUAUUUGUUGUGGAGAAAAUUGGAAUUCAGUUUGUAGUUUAGUUUUUGUCCCUUUCUUUUCCUUAUCUUUCUAAACUGUACUUUUCUUUUUUUAUUAGCUGCUUGUUAUGUGUUAUUUUGUG